UCCAACAAAACCCAAAAAAAUUAGGGUUUGAGCUACAGCUCCUUCAGAUCAUCUUCUUCAUCUUCUUCCUUUCUGCGUUCUCUCAAUCCCCAUUCUUCACCAUGAGCAGGUCAGGCCAGCCUCCGGAUUUGAAGAAAUACAUGGACAAACAGCUUCAAAUCAAGCUGAAUGCGAAUCGUAUGAUUGUUGGUACUCUCCGUGGCUUUGACCAAUUUAUGAAUUUGGUUGUUGACAAUACUGUGGAGGUCAAUGGCAAUGAGAAGAAUGAUAUAGGGAUGGUGGUAAUCCGUGGAAAUAGUGUGGUAACUGUAGAGGCACUUGAACCAGUGAACAGGAGCAUUUGAUUCUGUUUCUUGUAAACAUUUAUAACUAAAUUGUAAGGUUUCAAGUUUCAACACAAACCGUGAUAUUGCUGGGAGUGAAAUGUAAUUGGGGAUCUAAUACAGUCAUGCUAGCGGCUAACUGUGGUUAUGUUUCUAGUUGAAUAUCAGCCCGGGAUACCUUCAGUGGUUCAGUGGAUGGAUGGUAUUGGUUUUAACUAAAAUGAUGUUUACGUCUUUUUAGUUGAAUUCAUAUAUUUCUGAUGCAUAUAACAUAAGCAAUUCUCUCUUUCUUUCUUCGCAUUUGAGUCUAAAAUUACAGCUUACACUUAAUGUUUUGUUUUAAGUAAAUCAUAUAUGUUGUUGACUAA
Vicia villosa (hairy vetch) is the source of this 691-nucleotide messenger RNA. RefSeq names its product probable small nuclear ribonucleoprotein G. Gene Ontology annotation, biological process: mRNA splicing, via spliceosome; spliceosomal snRNP assembly. The transcript has 4 exons. Bases 102 to 344 code for a protein of 80 amino acids. The record is from RefSeq and is a predicted model, not a curated record. Gene Ontology annotation, cellular component: P granule; catalytic step 2 spliceosome; U1 snRNP. Gene Ontology annotation, molecular function: RNA binding. Lineage: Eukaryota; Viridiplantae; Streptophyta; Magnoliopsida; Fabales; Fabaceae.